AUGACUGCUCCCGUAGGCCUCGAGGUGGAUGGCCGCGAAAGCCCCAAAUACACCUCUGCCCUUGAUGAGAAGGAGUUAUCUACCGUUCAGGCCAUUGCCGCCAAUGGUGCUCACGAAAGUGACGAUGAAGCCACUGGUCUCCGCAAAGAGCUCCCUACCGAUGAGGAAAUAGCGACAUUGCGCCGUCUCCCUGACAGAAUCCCCUGGAUUGCCUUCAGCAUCGCCUUCGUCGAAUUGUGCGAACGAUUCUCGUACUAUGGAACAACUGCAGUUUUCGUCAACUUCAUUCAACAGCCACUUCCACAUGGAUCAACCACUGGUAACAGCAUCGGCCCUGGUAUCAUCCAAAACCGUACCCCAGGAGCCCUUGGACUGGGUCAGCGAGCGUCAACCGCACUUGUUACAUUCAACUCUUUCUGGGCUUAUGUCAUGCCUUUGGUUGGUGCCUACAUUGCCGAAGAACAUCUUGGACGUUUUAGAACUAUCAUGUUUUCCAUUGGAUGUGCGCUUGUUGGCCACACUAUUCUCAUCAUUUCCGCCAUCCCACCAGUUAUCAAGCAUCCAAAUGGUGCCCUUCCUUGCUUCGUCAUCGGCCUUAUUAUCAUGGGCAUGGGAACCGGUGGCUUCAAAUCCAACAUUUCUCCCCUCAUUGCUGAGCAAUAUACAGAAACCCAAAUGUUUAUCCGAACAGAAAAGAGCGGAGAACGAGUUAUUGUUGACCCUGCUGCCACAGUAUCUCGUAUCUUCAUUUUGUUCUACCUCAUGAUUAACAUCGGCUCUCUGUGUGGUCAGAUCGGCAUGGUUUUCGCUGAGAAAUACGUCGGAUUCUAUCUCUCUUUCCUUCUCCCAACUCUCAUGUUCUGCCUAUGCCCGUUGGUGCUCUUCCUUUGCCGCAAGAAAUACGUUCGAACCAAGCCAGGUGGCUCCAUUUACUACAAAGCCAUUAAACUUGUUGGACUUAUCACCAAAGGCAAAUGGUCUUGGAACCCCGCUCAAACUCGCCGCAAUUUCAAGGACCCAGAGUUUUGGAAUGCUGGCAAGCCAAGCCGCAUUGCUAACAAGCCAUCCUGGAUGACAUUCGACGAUGCUUGGGUUGACGAAGUUCGUCGUGGUCUUAUUGCUUGUUCCGUUUUCCUGUGGUACCCUCUUUUCUGGGUCGCCUACAACCAAGGAACCAGUAACCUUACCUCUCAAGCCAACACUCUGACUCUCAACGGCGUGCCAAACGAUAUUAUCAACAACCUUAACCCCAUUACCCUCAUCGUCUGUAUCCCAAUCAUGGACAGAAUUGUCUACCCAACCCUCCGCAAAAACGGCAUUAGGUUCACCCCUAUCAAGCGUAUCACCACCGGUUUCUUCCUUGCAGGCUGCGGAAUGACUUCUUCAGCUGUCCUACAGUACUAUAUCUACAAGACGAACCCAUGUGGCUCUAACGCAAGUUACUGCAAGACAGAACUCGGAAAGUACUCUCCCAUCAGCGUCUGGGUCCAAGCUGUCGCUUAUGUUCUUGGCGGUAUUUCUGAAAUUUUCGCAUCCGUCACUUCCCUUGAAUAUGCAUUCAUGAAGGCCCCAAGAAAUAUGAGGUCUUUGGUUCAAGCUUUUGCUCUGUUCAUGAACGCCAUCUCUUCCGCUAUCAACCAGGCCCUGGUAGGUCUGUCGUCGGAUCCUCUCCUUAUCUGGAACUAUGGUGUCACCGCUUGCCUUGCAUACAUCGGCUGUAUCGGUUUCUGGUUUAGCAACCGUAGCACCGAUAAGGCUGAAGAUGCGAUGAACCAACUUGCUGUGGCUGACUUCCAUGGCAAGGAGAAUGAUACGGAGAAAGCCAUAUAA
Molecule: messenger RNA, 1830 nt
Organism: Microsporum canis CBS 113480
Lineage: Eukaryota; Fungi; Ascomycota; Eurotiomycetes; Onygenales; Arthrodermataceae
Product: oligopeptide transporter
Exons: 5
Coding region: 1-1830 (609 amino acids)
Biological process (GO): oligopeptide transport; transmembrane transport
Cellular component (GO): membrane
Molecular function (GO): dipeptide transmembrane transporter activity
Source: RefSeq, a predicted model, not a curated record